Messenger RNA from Protopterus annectens (West African lungfish), 4554 nucleotides. Its product is annotated as centrosomal protein of 295 kDa-like. NCBI's taxonomy places the organism in Eukaryota, Metazoa, Chordata, Ceratodontiformes, Protopteridae. The transcript is spliced from 17 exons. The coding region runs from base 1 to 4554 and encodes 1517 amino acids. The record is from RefSeq and is a predicted model, not a curated record.
AUGUUUGCACUGUAUGUUGUAAGCAUUAUGGAAUAUAACUGUGCAAAAACCACAGCUCUAGAUAUUGAGACGCAGACACAAGAACAGCUGACCUUGCUGCAGCAGCUAGAAGAUCAAAAGAGAAGACUUGAAGCACAUUAUCAGCAGAUUCAUUCAGAAAGAGAACAAAUACAUGUGUCUGAAAAUAUUCCAAGGAAAAAUAUUGAAGUACAGUUACAUUUUCCUUACCAGGAUGCUGAACACGUUUCUGAACAGCAUGUAAUGCAAACUGGUUUAAUUCAGACUUCUGAUGAAGUUGGAGUGAGAGACUCUGUAUCCCAGGUGCCCAGUACAGUGAUUCUACAUGCUAAUGCAGUUACACAGCAAGAAAAUGUUACAUCUUCAGAAAAUGAAAACGAAGACAGUAACCAUCUACAGACGAUUCAUCAGUAUCAGCAGCAUCUUAUUGAACAAAAUAGGUUGCAUAAACAGUCUAUUGAAGUUGCCUGGAAACAGUUAAGAGAGUAUCAGAUGUUUUUGAAAACGAGGUACGCAUCUGUAGCCCGGUUACAGGCAGACUCUUCUACAGUUGAUAAGUUAAAUGAUAGACUUUUUUUACCUGCAACAGUGCAUUUUGAAGUACAAGCAUCUCAGUCUAGAACUGUUUCUUUCUUGCCCGGUUUGACUGUUUCUGCAUCCCAGAAGGAAAAAACUCUAUCUGCUUGUUUAGAAAGGUUAGCUAACGUGCCAGUAACAGCUGCAAUCAACAGUAUAGUACAGCCUAAACUGAGUACUACAGAAUCUGGGUUUGCAUCAUUGCGGGAGUGCCCUUUACAGUCUGAUGAAAAAGAAAUGAACCAGAAAAUAAGAGACAUUUUAAUACAAGAUGCAGUUAAUGCAGAGUUUAAAAACUCCAGUGAUAUAAUUAAUGGAAACCAAGGUACGAAAGUGGAGGUUGUGAGGAAAUCUAGAGAGAAUCGACUAGGAAUGAUAUCUUCACAUAAUGAAAUGCCACUUCAGCCAGUAGAUAAACUUGAUGCCCUCCAAAAUUCAAGCUCAAUGACACAAGAAGGUUUUUCAUUACUGCAGGCAGGACUACAAGCUAAACAGUUAGGAGUUGUGUCAAAGCCUGAAAAGUAUUCUCUGAUUAAACCUUCUAAUCCACUCUCUGCAUUUGCCUUGCAGGCUACAGACGAUGAUGAUGCUGUGUUGCAAAAUGAGCAGAAUUUGAAGAUAACUUCAUCAAGUUCACUAACUGGAAUGCUCUUAGAGAAAGAGAACAAGCCGAUGCAGUCCAUAAAGCCAUUAGAUGUGUUACCUCCUGGUGAGAUUCAGACCAACAUGACUUCUCUUGUCACUGCACAGACUUUAGUUAAAGGUGGUCCCAUGGAGUCUCUUUGUUGUGAACAGAAGUCAUGUGCAGCAUCUGAAAGGGGUUCAUCAAAAUCCACUGCAGAAGAAGGCAGACUGUUUUAUGUGCAUCACCAAAGUAAUAUGGAUGUUUAUCCUUAUUUGACUGGAGAGUUAGUAACACAGGGAGCAGCAGUAGGUCAGGAAGUUAUGCUAUCACCAAGUAACUUUGUUGCAUUACAUCCUCAGCAAAAUUUAUUGAUCUCCUUACAGGAGAUGGAAGCAAGACAGAAACAGAUAAGGAGUUUGCAAGAGCAGCUAGAGAAACAGCAUGAAUCUGUACUAGCCAGACAGAAAUUACAGGAAGAGACACUGUUAUGUAGGCGUGACUAUCUGAAAGAACAGUUGAGAAAGCAGCAAGAAAUCUUAGACAACGCCCUUUUGGGAAAUCAGAAUGAAGAAACCAGAACAGCUAGCAUUGAAUCAAGUAUACAGAAUAUGCAAAAGCGUGAUCUGAUGUCAUCUUUUCUGAAAGCACUAGAAGAAUCGGGUGAAGAUGGUUCCCUACAGAAAAGAGAUGAAGAAUGUGGGCACUUGAAUACAGAUGAUCUUGAUGAAUGGAGGGCUUCUUUUGAGCAUACUGAGAAUUCUAAUCAUACUGAUGAUUUUCAAAGAAUGCUGGGAAGAGGGCACCAGCGCAAUCGAAAACCACCAGUGACAAAAACAAAGCUGGGAUUAAUGGGAAUCCUGGAACAACAUGAGCUGAGUGUCAUCCCAGAAGUGGAAACACCAAAUGAAAGACUGUCUAUUUGGGGAAAACCAGAUGUUACCACAGAAGUAGCUUCUUUGGCAGUUGCAGCAGACUUUGAAUCAAGCAAGUUGGAACAUGGUUCUCCUAUGCAAGAUCUAAACUUAUCAAGAAUAUCUGCAAGUAGCAGAGAGACAUUAACUGAAAGCAUUAACGAUGACAGCUCCUCUGUCAAGCUUACGUGGAGAGAGAGACUAAAACUUGAUGCGAGUUCAUCGCUUGAGAAAGAUCUGCCCACUCAAUCAGUUUCAGCUUUUCCAAGUUAUUCUGCUGAUGUUGGAAGAGGUGUAAUUAUCUACCCUGGUCCACCAUUUUUUAAUUGUGCACCUGUGGACAAGGAUUGGCAGGGAGCAUUGUUUGAGACCACUCCAGUCCAGAAGACGACAGAAGCAGAUGUUUUCUCUUCGACCACAAUGUCUACAGGAACAUUAUCACCAAGUGACCAACCAGAUUUCAGCUGUUCCAACAACAAAAUUGAACAUCAUCUCCAGGAACAGAGCAUCAUUCGGUUAUGUGGUCCUACAGAAUAUCCUUCCUUGAGGAUCAGCCAAGACACUGUUCCGUGUGUUAAAAAUGGAGUGAUAAAAUCUACAUAUGCCAGUGAACCAUCAGUUGGACCAGCAAGUACUACAACAGCUUCUUCUUUUCUUGAAUACCAAGUAUGCCCUACCACACCUGCUGCUGGAGAUUGCAUUCCUAAUAGGAGCCAGAUUCAGGAAAUCAUAGACAAGUACACCAAAGAUUUGUGCCAGGCUUUCGACACGAGUGCCAAUUUUCAGGUGCCCAUGUCAGGAACUGUUAUUACAGACUUCGAAGACUCACAUUUUUGUCCGUUACAGUUUUCUCAGAGCAGUUCUUCUCAUCUUUUUCAUUCUUUGACUCCAAAAGCGGACUUCGAUAUUUCAUCAGUGUAUUCUCCGAUAUCAGAUGCGACAAUUAGUUCCCAGGACAAUAAAGAUCAAAGCAAGACUGUGGUUCCAUCUAUAGAAAAUCAGAAUACAUCUGCAUACAGUGAGACAAAGAGCUCAGGUCUUCACGAAUAUGAAUGCAGUAUGCAUUCUCUUCCUAGAAGUACAGAACAGGAUUCCCCUGCAUUUGAAAUUCUGCAGUCUGGACAGCAGAUUAUUAGUGCAGAUCAGUCUUCAGGUUCUUUUCAUCCACUUCAACCUGAAAGUGGUAGUGAUGAAUGCUACUUAGACACUGUGCUUCAUACAGUCACAGAACUUCCUAGCUCAUCUCAUCUGAGCACUGAAACAACCAGUCAGCUGCAGACAACUGGUGAAUUUCUUCCACCUGCUUUUGAGAUGACAAAUGAAGAGCUGCCAUGUCCAUCGGAGGUCCUGAUGGAAUCUACAAAUGAUAGAGGCAGUGAAUCCACUAUUGAGAAUCCUAGAAGCCAGGAUGCCGAAAGCUUGCUGCAGGAUUCUGGAUCGUUUGACUUUUUAAGUGUAACACCAAGUACAGUAAAUGAUUCUAAACAUUCAUUCAGGGAGGGUAUGGAACAAACAAAAAUGGAUUUUAGUUUUGUAGAGCAGCGGAUUGUUAUAACUGGCAGAGGAGAAAAUGUGCAGAAAGAUGGAGUAGUUGUUACUGCUCCAGAAGCAGUAUGCUCUAGUAAAAAGAGAGAGAAUUUUAAGACAAGUGGGCCUGAAUUCAUAACUGAUGUUUCUGCAGGACAGCAAGAGAAAGCAUUGCAAACACUGCCUGGGACAGUCUUUGAAAAGGAUAUUGAAUGUAUUGACAGUUCUGUGCAAAAGAUUACACUUCACAGUAAUUCUUUGGUGGAACCAGAUAUGAAGAAGUCUUCUAAACAGGCAGAAAGUGAUCAUUUUGCAUCUUUGAUGAGUGGUUGUGUUCCAGUUUGGGAAACUGAGACUGGAAAGGGCAUUAUGGAAGAAUCUGAGUUGACUCUGGUCAGUUUAAGUGACAGCACUUUAGUAGCGCAAGAACAUUCAAAUGUCCAGGGUGAGGAUGUUAUGAAGAGUAACGUCACUGAUACAGUACGUGGCAGUGAAGAUCCAGAGACUGAAACCUAUCUCUCUAGAUAUGGAUACCAACCUUCAGAAGCAGUUGCAGGCCAGUCCAUAAGAGCAAUACAGGGAUCCUCUGCAGUAAAUAGCAGUUUGUGUGAUGAGAAGUUGAAGAAGUCAGUAGAUCAAAAGAAUUCUAACUGUUCCACCCAGUCAGAGGAAAGCAGCAGCCGUAGAAAUAGAAAACCUGCUGAAGAAAAGGGUCAUCCAAGCAGUCCUCACAGACCAACAAGGAUCCAGAACCAAUUUGAGAUGUUUUUUAGUGUCCGUGAUGACAGGAGACCUAAGACCAAUUUUGGAUCUCAGCAAUCUAAAUCGAUUUGUAAAACGCUCAAAGUUCUGUAUGGUCACAGUUCAGUCUAUUCUGCCAUUGUUGUGGAAGGAUGA